This is a messenger RNA of Melitaea cinxia (Glanville fritillary), 1417 nucleotides long. It is a transcript of the gene Rcd5, whose product is annotated as microspherule protein 1. Bases 1 to 1383 code for a protein of 460 amino acids. Gene Ontology annotation, biological process: positive regulation of transcription by RNA polymerase II. Gene Ontology annotation, molecular function: G-quadruplex RNA binding; protein binding. Lineage: Eukaryota; Metazoa; Arthropoda; Insecta; Lepidoptera; Nymphalidae. The record is from RefSeq and is a predicted model, not a curated record. Gene Ontology annotation, cellular component: MLL1 complex; NSL complex; Ino80 complex. The transcript has 8 exons.
AUGGAUUUUCCUGCUACACCAUCAAAUGCUUCAGAUAGUAACGAUUACUCUGGUGCAACACCAACACAGUUUGAUGCAACGCAAGACAAUACGAAAAGACGAAGUUCGUCUAGAUCCAUAAAAAGGCGACGUUUUGAUGAUGAACUUGUGGAGUAUAGCUUAGGUUUACCAGGCGCUUCGCUUGGUAAAAAUGAAAAACGGAUUCGGACUCAGUCUUAUACAAGCAAUUUGCCUGAGUUUCCAAUUAUUGGAGCUUCUUCAGUGCCUCCUGUAGUACCGACACCGGAACGUCGUAGGGCUUCAAGUAAAAUUUCAGGUGGUGGGAGCUUAGGUAGAAAACCACGUCGUAAAGGACAACUCAGUCAGUUGUCAACAAAAGACUUGGGAAGAUGGAAGCCAACAGAUGACUUAGCUUUGAUAUUAGGAGUUCAACAAACAAAUGAUCUUCGUAUAGUACACCGUGGAGUAAAGUUUUCUUGCCGCUUUACUGUCGGUGAGCUGCAGUCACGGUGGUAUGCUUUGCUGUAUAAUGCAGAAGUAUCCCGAGUAGCUAUUGCUGCUAUGCGAAACUUGCAUCCAGAUUUAGUAGCAGCAGUGCAGCAACAAGCUUUAUAUUCCACCGCAGAAGAGGAUUUACUUGGAACUUUACCAAGUAAUUCUCACCCAGCACCAGAAAAGUUCCAGGAGCUGUUAGAACAGAAUCCACAUGUUUUUUAUCCAACUCGAACAGCCAAAUCACUGAUGGCUCACUGGCAGUCAUUAAAACAAUACCAACUUCUUCCUGACCAAACUGUGCAACCUUUACCCAAAGAACCUGGUGAUAAUAUUAUGACAUUCUCUGACGCUGAAGAAACUAUGAAUGAUUCAGAAUUACCAGACUAUAAAGAAGAUGACAUCGAUGUAGAAAUGCAACUGGCUGACAGGAUAGAAAAAAAAGAUAUCAGACUGUUAGAGAACUCACUGUCUCGCUGGCAAGUGCUCGUCCAGUCCGUAGCGGGCGGCAGUGUGGAGCUUGAUAAGAACACGCUAGCUGUACUUCGUGGACGUCUCGUACGCUAUCUCAUGCGUUCCCGAGAGAUUGCCGUCGGUCGGAGCACGAGAGACCACACGAUCGACGUGGACCUGAGCUUGGAAGGUCCGGCCGCAAAGGUGUCGAGGAAGCAAGCGACCAUUCGUCUCCGAAACAGCGGAGACUUUUUUAUGUCAUCGGAGGGCAAACGUCCGAUUUUUGUUGACGGCCGACCUGUUCUGCAGGGGAACAAAGUGAAGCUCAACCACAACAGUGUCAUUGAGAUCGCAGGACUACGCUUCGUGUUUUUAAUAAAUCAAGAUUUGAUCAGCGCGAUUCGUCAGGAAGCUGUGAAAGUGAACAUACCUGUAUAAAUAAUAUUUAAUAAAGGAUUCGAUUCAAAUGAAA